Molecule: messenger RNA, 1567 nt
Organism: Heteronotia binoei (common prickly gecko)
Lineage: Eukaryota; Metazoa; Chordata; Lepidosauria; Squamata; Gekkonidae
Gene: TDRD10
Product: tudor domain containing 10
Exons: 12
Coding region: 101-1099 (332 amino acids)
Molecular function (GO): nucleic acid binding
Source: RefSeq, a predicted model, not a curated record
CGUGGCGGCUUGCUGGAGAGCGUGCUGCGCGCUUUCCCAUUUACUGGAUUCGCGUUUCUGGAAUCCCCAUGAACCAUGUCUGUACACAGUGGUGAGAAGAAUGCUUCCAGGCCGAACAAGAAGCUUCUUCGAUGUGAUCCAGUCCGACUUCCUGAUGGAGAUCGUGGGGUUGUUCAAGGACUUUGGCCUGAAGACAGUCAGGAAGCUGCAGAACUCCCCAGCAAGAAGCUUUGCGUUUCUUGAAGUGACGUCCCCCGAAGCGGUGCAGCUGGCCGUGAAGAUGCGGAACGGGAUCAUGGUGAAAGGGCAGCGGAUGCUUGUGGCUGUGUCCGAGGAGAGGCGAAUCCCCGAGUUCAGAAGGAACUACGUGGAGAUGCCGGAUCUGGAGCUGGCCCCUAAUCCUAAUGGAUCGCCCGUGGGCAUUGGUGACCUCGUUCCAAACCCCAGCGUCCAGUCUGUGCCACCCUCAACGAAGAAGAACAUUUAUGCGAUUCCUGUAGAAAUGAGAUCUUCCUCCUUGGUGCUGAUGCUGCGGGACUGCUUCAAGGACCUGGGUUGGCUGCUCACCAUUUCCCGGACCUGCGGAGAAGCGGCGCUCCUGGUGACUGACACAGUGCCACAGACUCCGUUCUUCUGGGCAAUUCACCUUACCGAGGAAAGCCAUCAAAACAUGCAGAAGCUCUUCAGCGCUUUAGCGAAAGUGGAAUCCCAGCUGCCCUUCCUGGCGGAACAGGAUGUCCAGCGAGGGACACGGUGUAUGGCAGAGUGCAUUCUGGGGGAAGAAGGCGGAGCUUGGAACAGGUGCUGGGUUUUAGAGAAGGUGGGGAAUCUGGCCAUCGUGUUCUUCAUGGAUUUCGGCCGCUCCGCCACCGUCCCGCUGAACACUCUGCGAAGGCUGGACAAGGAUGACUUCUGGAAAAUCCAGCCCUUAGCACAGCCAUUCAUGCUCCACGAAGAUGUUUUUCCUCCUCAGAUCGUGGCCCGUCAAAUCUUGGAAGGGAGGCUGGAACAAAAGUCACAAAUGGAGGUCCAUAUCUUGAGGUUCGUCGCCAAGACAAAACAAGGAGAGCGAUCUUCGAAUUCUCCCCUGGGAUCGUGAGGAAGAUACUGCCUUGCUGGGGGUUUUUUAAGUUGAAGGUGCCAAUGGACAGGGUUUCGCACUUAGCUCCCAUGGUGAACGUUUUAUUUGUCUCCUCCUCGAUCAUUGAGCAGAGAGGCUGCCUGCUAUAUUUUACUUUGCGGACUCGCUUCUGCAGCUGCUUAGAACCUAGCUCCGGGUCUCCUUUAAUAAAAUUCUUGGAAGUUGCUUAGGGAAUGUAGGAUAUCUUUGCCUCCCCCCAAAAUUGUGAGCGGUUGAAAGUUGCUUAGGGAGUGUUGUGCUUCGGGCGUUUGUUCCCUCCUCUCCCCCCCCCCCAAUUGUGAGUUGUGAAACAGCUAGUAGUAGAAAAUAUGGAGGGCAAAAAAGAGUUUGUUUUUUUAAAAAAUUGUAUUCAGGAUCAACUGAUUUUGUUGAGGUAGUAGUUCACUAGUUUGUGGGUUAUAGUUUAAUAAAUUUUUGUACCCAGAA